GGUGGUGGAGGGGGGCUCCGAGUGCGUUAUAUGGCAGGCAAGAGACUAAAGAUGAUUAUGUGUGUGUCUGUGUGAGAGAGAAAGAGAGAGAGAGAGAGAGGCAGGUGGAAAGGGGGAGGGGUCUGGGGUGGUCCAGACAGUCGGUCCUUGUGUACCUCACACACUCUCAGCCUCUGCGCAUCAUUUAAGGGGAAGCCCGGCUGUCGCUUUCCCUGGUCAGUCUCAUCGCUUGGCUGCCCGGUAAUAACACAGCCGCUUCAGCGUUCACUUUGCCACUUUUACUCCUUUCGUGUCCAACCGUUUAACUUGAACCGACUCGCACCACCGUUAUAUGGAAAACACGGGUCUGUCCGGCGCAUUUAUUCUCCCUUACCCGAGAAGAAGCGCACGGUGGAAAACGUUUUAAGGACUGAAGGAAAGCAGCCGUGAUUCGUAGACGUACAGCGCAUCAUGAGAAUACUACAACUACCAACAAGGUACAACGGGAACAAGGAGGACCUGGCAUGGACCGCUGUGUCUAAAUGAAGUGGUUCAGCCAUGCAAUGUUCCUGGAAGGCAGUGAUUCUGCUGGCCUUGGCCUCCAUUGCCAUCCAGUACACGGCCAUCCGGACACUCACCUCCAAGCCUUUCCAGCUGUGCCCAUUGCCCAGCCCCCAGAACUGUGGUCUGGGGGGCCAAGAGACAGAACCUCCCUUUGAGCGGGGAGCAGCAGGCGGCGGAGGCUGCGAUGACUACCCUUACUUUUCCAUCAAUGCCACACGCAAAACGCAUAUCCUGGUCCUGGCCACCACCCGUAGUGGUUCUUCCUUUGUUGGCCAGCUGCUCAACCAGCACCAGGAGGUAUUCUACUUGUUUGAGCCUCUUUAUCAUGUUCAGACCACACUGAUUCCACGUCUGUCACACAGCCGCAAUGCUGCAGACCGGCGUGUGAUGCUGGGGGCCAGUCGAGACCUCCUGCGCAGCCUGUACGGUUGCGACCUGUAUUUCCUGGAGAGCUAUAUCAAACCGACACCCACAAACCACACCACAGAUAAACUGUUCCGUCGUGGUGCCAGCCGAGCAUUGUGCCAGCAGCCUGUGUGUGAUGCCUUCGGUCCUACUGAUGUAAAUGUGGAGGAAGGGGACUGUGUUAAGAAAUGUGCGGCUUUAAACAUGACCUUAGCCACCGAGGCAUGCCGUGAGAAGCGGCACGUGGCAAUCAAAAUUGUUCGCGUGCCAGAGAUUGGAGAUCUACGCGCAUUGGUUGAAGACCCACGGCUGAAUAUUAAAGUGAUUCAACUCGUCAGAGACCCGCGUGGUAUCCUGUCAUCACGGAUUGAGACAUUCAGGGAUACGUAUCGUCUGUGGCGUAUUUGGAGAGCCACAGGCAGAAGGCCCUAUAAUCUAGACUUGAGUCAGCUUACAGUUGUCUGUGAAGACUUUCUCAGUUCUGUUUCAACUGGUCUCAGCCAUCCCUAUUGGCUUAAAGGGAAAUACAUGUUGGUUCGCUAUGAGGAUUUGGCUAGAAAUCCGCUUCUCAAGACAAAGGAGAUCUAUGACUAUCUGGGGCUGCCUAUGGAUAAAAACGUGGAAGACUGGAUACAUGCAAACACUCGGGGCAGCAAUGAGACCUCAGCAAAACACAAGUUUGGUACAGUGAGGGAUUCAGCAGCUAAUGCAGAGAGUUGGCGUUUGAAACUGUCUUAUGACAUGGUAGAAUACACACAGACUGUGUGUCAAAAAGUACUUCACCAGCUGGGAUACAAGGCUGUGAAAUCAGUAGAGGAACUGAAAAAUAUGUCCCUCUCACUGGUACAGGACAAAACUUUUUUACCUUUUUUGUAACAAAGAUAGUUCUCUAAUGACUAUUUUUGAUAUAUUUAUAAUUGUUGCCUUAUCAUUUCCUUAGUUUAUUGGUUUUGUUUCUGUAAUUUUGUUUCUUCAAAUUUGCACUAAACUUAAAAGAUUUUGAAUGCACCAAGGGAACUAUGGAUGAUUCCCCAAUGUUACAGAACAGCACACUUAAAACACUCUUAAAAAAGUAAUCGACAAGCUAGUUUACAAAUGUCUCAUUAUUUAGUUUUUCCAUCAAUAGAACCAGGACAAGGCAAAGUCUUCAUUCAUUUCCUGUAUGCAAGCUGUUGUUUCAACAAAAGUAAAAUGUUGCCCUUCAAAAACAUGGGAGUUGGUAAAGCAGACAUGUUUUUUUUAGACCUGUGAUGGCAAAUCUGGACUGUACAAGCCCUACUGUGCAAUAAAUAGUGAAUGUCGCAGUCAACCUUUACCACUAUGGCAUUUCUAUCCAUGUGGGAAGAAGAGAGAUACUUCUGACAGAUGCCACGCUUGCAAAGGAUAAUUGCAGACAAUUAAUAGGCUCUCAAGUUAAAGGGACAGAAUCCCACUGGAGGUCAUGAGUGUAUCACCAGAGGAUUUACAACCAUCUGUGAUAGACAAACAUACACUAAUGAGAGGUAAUGCUGAAAUCUUCAUUACUGUAGGUGUUUAGGGAAUAAAUCAUAUUUUCAAGAUGAUUACAGCAUUAAAAACAUUAUAUAGGCUCUAAUCUGAGUAGACACUGAAGCAUCGGGAUGUACUGUAUUUGUCAGUUUUAUUCACUUUAUUUUCCAAUUUGUAGAAUUCAUUCACUCUAAAUCGUUCACACUGCCUUUUCUGUCUUCAGUUAAAAAUGGUUAUGCUACUGUCAUCCACUGGUAGUACAGCAUUAACUCAUCAGUGAAACGGUAAAAGAUUUCCUCGUUUUUAUGUCAUCUGAUAAGGAAGGCCUGAAAACAGAAAACAUCCCACAACGAAAAUAGCGCGUGCAUUCUCUCCCAAGUGAAAUAACGCAGCUCUUUUGACAGUUCAUGUUGGAUCUAUGUUUAUCUUCCACAUGAAAGAUUUAUAACUUAGGAAGAUAUAUCUUUGUAGAACAGGUUGCACUGCAGAUUCCCAUUUUUCCAGGAUGUGUGGAGAGCUUAUACUGUACAACACAACCACAUUUACAAAGUGUAUAUCUACACUGAUCACAUACACAGAGUAUUAAAGUAAUGACUGCACAUAAUCUGGAACAAACCCUCUCAUCAUUAUAGUUGUAGUUGGGAUGCUGUUUUAACCUGGCAAUGUUAAAGGGUACUAGGUCUGUUGUCCUUCUCCCUAAUACAAUGCUGAACACAGUUACCAGAGUAUUGAACAAAAUGUUAUUUCUUUCACUUAUUUCUGAAUAGACUUUUGGUUUUCUAACCAAAUUCACGUAAUAUUUCCGGACUCAAUAUAGCACAAAUAAAACUGAAAUAACUGUCAGAAUUAUUGGCUGUAAAAUUAACCACAUCGCAAGCUGUUUGAUAUUGAUAGACACUUGGACCAUUAUUGGUGCAAAAAGAAAUGGGGAUUUGAGACCCCCAGCUGGUGCAAACGAGCACAAAGUAGCAUUCCAAUAAACAUUCCCAUAGUUGGUUUUUAUAUGUGAUGGCAUAUUUAGCAGCGUAUGCAGUGGCUACUUUGGCAUAUUGUCUUCCCAGUUAGUGUGCAGAAUACGGUGAUCAUUUCAUGCUGUGUCCUGUAUUUCUAAAUCUCUCUCUGUUACUGUAGCAACUUAAAUUGUGUGUCGGUCUGCAUUAUGUUGUACCGACACUGUCAAUGAUGUGUGCACAAAACACAGCUGCAGCAGUAAAAUGCAGAGUAAACAUCUUUUAAAGUGAUAUUGAUAAACAAGCGGAAUUUAAUAAGAUGAGCUUGUUGCAUUUAAGACUUGACUCAUACGGCACAAACAAAAACAAGGCAGGCAUUUAGGGGCAGAAUUAAUUGUUUUUACUACUUUAUUACAAACAAUAAUAAUUACAAACAAAUGAUUAUCCUUUACGAAAUGAUUAAAUACAAAACAAAAACAUAUCGUCUAUCAUAUCAAGAGACUGUAGAGGUUUUAAAUUUCAUUCUGUGAUUGACUAACAACACUGUAGAUCUGAUAAAAGUACAGGCACACUCUAUGUAGAGAUCAUAGUAGUGUCAGUCCUCAACACUGAUAAAAAUGUCAAUAUUUUUCUUUUUUUUCUUUACUUUCUGGGUUUUGUCAGCUUAGCCUUUUAUGAACCUUACUUUGAAUUUUGAUUUCCAUGUCACCUAACUGUACAGUCGAAUAACAUCAGGCAGAGACGUCCAUUGAUUUCCAUGCAGUGACCACUUGUUUACCCAUAAGAUAUAAACCCUGUGAAUGGAGCAUCACACGCCGUGGUUCAUCAGUAUUGGUGACUGGAUGUCCAUUGAGAUGCAGAGCACAAACCUUUGAUCCUCCUCUGUGCCGAGGCUGGAGGCAAACUCUCUCUCUCCUCUCUCUCUCUCUCUCUCUCUCUCGCUACCUCUCCCUCUCCCUCUCCCUCCGCUUGUGCUUUCUCCAUCAUCCACCUCUCUCUUUUUUACAGAGAUCUCAGGGGAUUGUUCCUUUGCUUCAGUGCUCAGUCUCUGUUUUUCACUUUACCUCUGAAUCUUCUGGAUGUGCUUGGCAUACUUUUAAUUUUAAAACUUAAAUCUGCUGCGAAGCUGGGCUUGUGCAUAUGCAUAUGAUUUCUUUUAGCAAUUACAGGAAUAGUUUGACAUUUUGGGAAAUACACUUAUUUGUUUUGUGUCUGAGAGUUAGAUGAGAAGAUUGAUACCACUCUUGUGUCUGUACAUUAAAUACGAAGCAGCAACUUGCAGCUGGUUAGCUUAGCUCAGCACAAAGACUGGGAAUGGGGGAAAUGGCUCUCCCGACUCUUUCUGACUGUAAUAAAAUCCAGCACCUCAAAAGCCCACCAAUCAACAUGUUGCAUGCCAUCUGUAUAGUCAUUGCAGAAACUGAGGUGGAAAAAUAUAUGGGGAAAAAAAAGCCCUUUUUCCCAGGGGGUGAGGGGGUUGCCAGGCUAUUCUGUCUGCUAGAAGCUAAAAAAGUAUAUUUCCUAAAAUGUCAAACUAUUCCUUAAACAGACAUGAUCAGAGGACAUGCUGCUGUAUGACAGUCAGGCUUUAACCUUAACAUAGCGCUAAUAAAUCUCUUUAUGUGCUUUAAUGGAUUCAUGAAUGCAUCAGAAAUGCUAGUCUCUGAAAACUACAGUUGGAUUGUGUCUUUGCUGAGUCAUUUAUAUCUCAUUUACUUUUUGUUACAUAAUGAGAACUAACAUUAUUGGACAGUUCAUCAAUAGUCCUGCAGUUGAGCGAUAUUCUAGCUGAACAUGCACACUUCUGAAAUGAAGCUCUCAAUUAAACUCAACACGGCUCCUUGCUCCCAAUGUUGGGCUGUGACAGUUCGCUAGUAAUGGCACACUUCCUCCCCAUGCCUGACCCCCGUGCACUGUUUGCAGCCUGCUUCCCAUGUGUCGGUGCGUCGGUGCGUCUCUGGGCUCUUGCUGAGCCCCUUGUGUUGUUUAUUGUGUCCCAGGGCUGAACAUAUGGUUCACAAGCCCCUGGAAGAAAGCACAGCAAAUCCCUCUCCCGCCAUGUCUCCCUCUCUCUUUUUAUUCUUAUCCCCUCAUAAUGUGACCUUAAUAAUCUGACCCUGUGUGACUGCAUGACAGAGCAGAAAUAUAUUUGCUUCUUUUUGCCCACUGUUUACUGAGCUGAACUGACAGAACAUGUCCUGGUAGCUAAAACUACUUGUUAGUGAGCAAAGACUGCUCAAAGAGAUUAUUCUUGAAGAGUGUGCAGCAGCCUACUAAAGUGAUCAUUCUAACAAAAGGAAGUCCGAGAUGAAAAUCUGCCGUUAGAACUUCACGUCAUGCUAUUGUCUUUUUGUGAGUCGAUCUGUGCAUAACUGUUUCUGUUCUGCUGCUUAGUGGGAUAUAGUCUAGUUACAGUGUGAAAAGCUCACUGAACUGAACAAAUCCUGUGAAUUAUGGCAAUUAAACAUGCGAGUGUCAGUGCUGCUGAGGUGAACAGUGGAUAAGUUAUGCAAGCAUUUCCACAUCCUCUCACCACGUCACCUUUUGUGGAUGAUUUCUGAUGGGUCAUGAGGCUGCAUCCGAGCAGCCCGGAUGAUUCAGCCAGUUGGCGCGCAGGUGACCUCUGACGUUCUUUCCAGGGCAGAGCUGUGAAUGAGAGCCGAGGAGUGCAAUCACAACUAUUCAUGUGAAAAUCAUGAGAUUGUUUUGUUCGACUUCUCUGCACAGGUUGCCCAAGUUGUUAUUUGAUUGCUGGUAAAAUGGCAGUAUGGGGGUGGGGUGGAGUGGGUGGGAUGGGCGAGCCAGGCUUUGCCAGAAGCGAUAUGAGCAGCUUAAUUGAAGCUGUCAGCAGGAUCAGCAUCAGAGAGGCGUAGCAACCAGGUCUUUAUAUAGUUAGAGGUCCAGCGCACCAUGAUAGGUUUAAUGGGCAGAGCAGCUUUGAAAUGAAAUUUUAAAAACUGAAAUAGUCUCUGUAGUAUGCAAACUGGAACAGUUAUCCCUCUGGGUGAUAAAAAUUUUGUUGUUGGAUUGAAAUCAAAUCCCAACUUUACAGUAAGUCAUAUUUGUAGAUUACUUCAUUUUAUCACACAAGUUUAGUUGGCAUCUGUCAUUGCGUACAUUUAAUAUUGCAUGAAGCAUGCACCUGAAACAUUUCUAAGCUUGAAAUGAAUAUGAAACAUCUCAAAUUGUAACAUGAUCAUUGAAUAAAUUACCUUUCAUAUGAACCUCUUUUUCACCCUCAACAUCACAUCUAUUAAGCAUUAAAUAUUGCAGCGUGUAUGAACUUAUUUUUAAAUCAAAAAAGGAAAAAAACUGGUAAUAGCAGUCUGUCCCUUAAAUGCUAGGAGCUACAGCUGCGUCUGGCAGGCAUAGGUUACUCUCUCUUACUCUCACAACCACACAUACACACACAUGCACACUGAGGAGCCAUUGAUGGUUAUUUCCCCCGUGGAAAUGUGGGUAUAGGUGAGUGAGAGGGUGUGUGUGUGUGAGUGUGUGUAUGUGUGCGCAGCGUUGGUCGGGCCGGUCAGUGCAGCUUACGUCACUGUGGUCAGCUGUGGCUCUCUCGCUUUGCUGCUGAUGCUCAAAUUCUCCCUUCGGCUGGCCUGAAAAGCUGAAAUGAGAUUAGCACACACGCACACAAGCAAACAAAUAUGAGCAGUCAUGAGCUAAAAAUGAAGUUCUCAGUGCUCUGGGAACAGAGGAAACAUGGAAAUAUCUCAGUUUUGACACACUGUGUGAGAUUUUUGCUUAACAGAUAUAAGACUUGCAAAUACAGGCUCUGGACACCAAGUGCAAUUUUACCAGCACAACAUGACAGAGGCUAAACCUGGGUGGCAUGGUAUGUGUAUAUAUCUGACCAGGGACGUAAAUCCUGAUCAAACUCUUGAAUACCAAGCACACAUUUGUUUUCUAAGGCACUGAGGCUGUAAAUCAGAGCUCUAAGGGUGCAGUGGUGGAGUGGUGAAUGAAGGCAGAGAUGCAGGUCUGAAAAAUAUGAUUUCAUGCAAAGUCUUAGUUAUGUAAUGGAAGCCUAUCUUUUUUUAACAUACUGCAUUUUUUUUUCUCAUUUACAUAUGGGAAAAGAGCAAGAGAGUAUUUCUCACAAAUUCUAGCUGAGAUAAGAAAUCAUUUUGAGGGUUGAUCUGCCAAACUCCUGCAGUCUAACAUAUAGAUUUUAGCCUUGUUCUUUGUGACUCAACAUUUUUGCCAGGCAUCAGUUUCUCUCAAAGGGGAGACGUCCCCUGACAUGUCUAGAAUUCUGACCAGCAACAUAAUGUUCUUUUGUGUCAGUGCUGGCAAAACAGGCUGGCAUAAAUAGUGUCCACUUUGUGUGUUUGAUUUCCAUUCAAUAUCCACUAUACACAGGGCUUCAUUUUAUUUAGACUGAUAUUUUACUGAACAUAUCAGUGAACCUCUUGGGCCUUGAGGCUUUUCCAAAUUACAACACUUGAUAUAAAAAAAACUAAUUAUAACUGGCUUCAUCAACCAGCAAUGCCAUGAAGCAAGUUCAUAUGAUUUGCUAAUAGGCAGCAUUUUAAAAAGAGGGUUUAUUUGGGCCUGUGUGAAUGGGCGAAUGUCAGCUUUAGUGUAAAGUGAUACACUAAAGCUGAUAUGAGUAGAAAAGCAUGUGCAGUCCAUUUACCAUUUUUUAAAAUAUAUUUGUAGAAGCCAUCUUCCUCAAGCCAAGGUCUCUGCCAAGUGAAAUGGUGUAAAAGAUAAAUAUUUCUGGACAGAUGACACCAUUUUGUGGAAAAUGGUAUUAUGUUUUCUUCCCACAACCAGAGUUUACAUACUCCAGGGAGCUCCUAAACACACUUUCCUGUCCAUUAAUUUUAGUACCCCUCAUUAAUUUGCUCUCAGAGUGAAAAUCUACAGCAUAGCUGAAAUGUCUGUUAAAGAGCUAGAGGGAAAUCAAGGAGCUCACAGUGGUUGUUAUUACAUGAACGCCUUGGUAAGAUUAUCUGUUAAAACCCCAACAAAGUAGUCAUUCUCAUGGUUUACUAGAUUCCCUGAAGUGCCACUGGUUAGGGAUAAGAUAUGGUGUGAAAUCACAGCAACAGUUACAGCAAGUCUUAUUCUUAUGUACUGAUGCUUCUCUGUCCAUCGUUUUCAUUUACUUUUAAUUAUAGAUUUUUGUGAAUAUCAGAAGUGUAUCAGAAAUUGACAAGUCCUGAAACCUAAGUGACAAAAUAAAUUGCCAGUGCAAUCGAGUUUGUCCACCAUUGCAAGUUUUGAUAAAUAUACUAACUAAAUAAUUGCUAAGAUAUGGGAAAAUGAAGGAAUGGCUACAUGUAAGUCCAACAGGCUGUCAGAUAAUCAGACAGUUAGAGUAAACCAUAGUUUGGCUAACAUGGGCGUUUGAAUGAAAAAGCCUGUCAGAUUUUUUUUUUUUUUUUGUCCCAUCACAUUUCUUUUUGCAAUGUCAGGGUGUUCCUGUAUGUCAGCAAUUCGUCUGAAUAUCAUUUUUUUUUCUUUUACUGCUAUUAAAAAUGAUGAGCAGAAUUUCUCUUUACAUAUACCCUUAUCUAAGACAAAUGUGGACCUUUGAUUAUUGCUCAUCAAAAAAACCCUUGGGUUUCAAAAUCCUAAUUUAAUGAUUACUUCAAGAACAUCUGCCCACAGAGGUACAGCUAUGAAUCAGAUAACCACACUAUGAGAAUAUAACAUAUAGCUGAAGAAUUGUUUUAUGAUGGGAUUAUUCAAGCUAGAAAACAUCCUCUACUUUAAUAACACUACCAGUGGCUAGCACUGUUGACACCUGGUAGAGAAGAUCCCUGCAUUCAUGUUAUUUCCACUUCAUUUGCAACCAGCUUCGAUCAGAAGGGAGGCAUUUUUUCCACUCUUCGGUUAUCCAAUUUUGAUGAUCAUAAAGCUGCUGUCACAUUAUCUUGUUUUUAGCUCCCACUCACCCUCAAAAGCAGCAUGCUCUUUGACACAGUGCUUUUAGACGAUUAUAUGAUGACACACAACAUUUCCAGAUCCAAUCUGCCACUAAAGCACCCCCAAGAGGAGAUUGGUGCCCUUGUGCAGUAGGUACAGAUCUAUGAAUGUAUGCCACUUUAAGUGAACCAAAGGGAGCAGAUGAUGUUAAAACUUGAGACGAAGUAAAGCAUCUGCUUAACAUAUGUUUCUCUAGUCCUGGGAGAACUGGAGGGCAAUGUAGGAAAUGGUAAGGAUCAUAUUAGACAGAGAGUCAAAGAGAGAAUUCCUUAUGGUAUAUGAACUAUUGUACUGAAUGACAUUUCUAAUAUGUAUAGCUUUUGAAUUAUGCAACAGUCUAACCAACAUACGGACCAAACUGGUCAGUAAGCUUUUAGAUAGCAUCCUCAUGUUCGGUGAAACCAUCAGUGUAGCACCAUGUACCUUUAACCCAGUCUGAGCUGCAGGAACAACAUCCUUUUUGUCACUAGAGACUCACUGAGCUGCCUGACUGACAUUUCUAACUGCAGCUCUGCUCCUGGUUUUGCAGAGCCUGCCUUGACGUGACUCCAAAUAUUAUCAGUUAUUUAUCAGCUGUUCCUGUGCUCUGAGUGAGGAAACCAGGUAAUAUAAAUGAAUUCAAAUUUCCAGUCACUCUCCAGCAAAGUUAAUAGUUGGAUAUCAAUAAAAUUUGGGGGUUCGUGUUUUGGUGCUGCCCUGUCAUCUAGAAGCAUCAACUAAAAGGCUUAGUGAACUUUUGCACAGUAAAUAACAAAGUCUGUUUCUGGGCACAACAGUCUUGUCUAAAUGAUGAAUUGAUGUGGUGAACUUGUCAGCAAGCACUCUGUUUACCUGCUUACUCAUCCAGCAGAUAAGGAGCAUCAUUACCAUUCAUUUAGAGUCAUCUCUGUGCCCACCUGAUAAAUGAAACUCCAAUAUUCACUCUCCUUUUAGCCCUGUUUCUCCAUUAACCCCUUAGGGAAAUAGGGAAAUAUCAGGCUCUUAAGCCACUGACUACUACACUGUGUGCAACAGCUAGUCAUUAACUUUGCCUGUCUGCUGAUUGGUGGUGGGCAGGUAUUGUUUUUUUAGAGCUGACGACCACCUCGUGUCACAGUGUUGUCAUGUUCGAUUUGUUUAGUUUGAACAGAGCCUAACCCUAACCCAUGACCAAAUUGGAGUUAAAUAACACGCAAAAAGCUGAGAUGUGAAAUGUCCUUGAAAGUAGCAUGAUAUAUAUAUAUGCUAUCCCCUGAUAACAUGUAGAGAAGAGACACUUUUCAAAUACAAGUAGGCAUAUGAUCCAUUGUUAAUAUCAUAAUUAUGUUUAUGGCAGCUUUAAGUCUAAUAAAAUAUUCAUCAGCUUGGUGUAUAAUCAUAUUUCCUGCUUUGGCCUUUGUCAAUCACCCGUAUUCUUAUAUAUUAAAGUGUCCUUUUUUUUUCUUCCUUCUUUCCAUUAUUUAAUCCUGAGAAUACACCUCCCCUUCCCCUCCCUGUCCUGGAUAUCUUGUUAGAGUGGAGCUGUGACUCAACCCUGACUGGGUAGCAAAACAGAGGUGUCGAGUCCUUGAAAUGCAAGGAUUGUGUAUGCCUGCUGGCGGUGUGUGCAGGAGCUAUAUGCACAACUGUAGCACUGUGUAGUAACACUAUACAGUACAUAUACUGUGAUGUAGCAUACAUUUGGGUUCAUGCACAUUCUCUCUCUCAUACACACACACACACACACACACACAUGGCUUGAGGCAGACUGUGUCAGACUCGCUUUUGGAGUUAAACUUUGAUGAUUUCUUAUGAAAUAUGUGCAGGAUGUGUAGGAUUGAUUUUUUUCAAUCCCUGCUUUGACAUUCUGUAUAUUUUAAAAUGUGCCUAACUGCUGUCCAACAUGUCUCAAUAACUGUAUAAUUACACAAAAGCCAGCUUUAGUACAUUCUAAGUUAAAUGUUUAAUGUCUGUGUCAGAAUUUGUCAGAGAGGAAAAUAAUAUUGUUCCCGUGUAUAAAGAGAAUUGCCCUGUACUUCUAAAUUAUUGAGUUGUGCAGUCACUCAUAACUUACACAUAAUGGGGAUCUUACACAAGAAAAUCCAGAGCACUUUUUUUCAUGCCAUGCCCCGUAAAAUGGCGAGAAUUAGUCUGCUCUGCAGUUACUGUUCACAUACUCAAAUGUCACAGGGCAGCAGAUGAAUUAAGGUUGAAUUUCAGUGAUAUUCUGCCUUAAUACCCCAGCCACAGAUGCCGUCCUCCUGACUUUCUCAUUCUCAGAUCAAUUUGUCGUGGUUGCUUUAUUGGCAAACACAGAGACGGAUUUGGCAGGGAAAGCCUGUUACAUACAUACCACGUGUCAAACCUCCCUUUUUGGCAGUUUUCAGGUCAUUCCUGACAGCAACAGCUGUAGAGGCUGAUAUAUUUAGAAACUUGAGACAAGAGGAAAAGGAAGCUCCUCUACUGAUGUUGGUAGCACUGAAAAGUGAAAACAGAAAAGGGAAAAAUUAAACAUGCCCGCUAGCCAGAUUUGGAUAGAGGAAACAUAGGGAAAACCGUGAUGAUGAUGAUCAGCCUUGUGGUUAAACACUGUGGGCUUUCAACAUUCCUAAACCAUUAAUUUCUUAUAAUAUCCUGAACUGUAAACUGCAGAUUCAUGACUAAUCCAGCUAAAUAUAAU
Lates calcarifer (barramundi perch) is the source of this 11967-nucleotide messenger RNA. RefSeq names its product carbohydrate (keratan sulfate Gal-6) sulfotransferase 1 (gene chst1). Lineage: Eukaryota; Metazoa; Chordata; Actinopteri; Centropomidae. Gene Ontology annotation, biological process: carbohydrate metabolic process; N-acetylglucosamine metabolic process; keratan sulfate proteoglycan metabolic process. The record is from RefSeq and is a predicted model, not a curated record. Gene Ontology annotation, molecular function: N-acetylglucosamine 6-O-sulfotransferase activity; keratan sulfotransferase activity. The transcript has 2 exons. The coding region runs from base 538 to 1824 and encodes 428 amino acids. Gene Ontology annotation, cellular component: Golgi membrane.